This is a messenger RNA of Cordyceps fumosorosea ARSEF 2679, 315 nucleotides long. RefSeq lists its product as hypothetical. The transcript has a single exon. The record is from RefSeq and is a predicted model, not a curated record. Bases 1 to 315 code for a protein of 104 amino acids. Lineage: Eukaryota; Fungi; Ascomycota; Sordariomycetes; Hypocreales; Cordycipitaceae.
AUGUUCUUCUAUUUGACCGUCAUCGCGAGACUUCAGGCCCCUUUCUCUGAACUGGGCGGUGAUGGUGGUGAAGACAAGGUAGGCGUCUCCGUUGGCCGUGACACUGACAGGCGCGCUUUUAAGUCCGUUGAACUUGAUGAUGUUACGAUCUCGAAGCGAAUCCACAGAAAAGGCGUGGCCGUUGUAUUAGCUGUUGAUCCCUUCUGCAAGUCCGGGCUUGUGUCGUGGUUGACUUCGGCCGCCCACGCGGCCGUACCCAGCCACGCUCUGGCCAAGGGCCCGAAACAUGCUCGCCAAAGAUAUCAAAGUAUGUAA